Messenger RNA from Leptopilina heterotoma, 477 nucleotides. RefSeq names its product piggyBac transposable element-derived protein 3-like. NCBI's taxonomy places the organism in Eukaryota, Metazoa, Arthropoda, Insecta, Hymenoptera, Figitidae. The transcript has a single exon. Bases 1 to 477 code for a protein of 158 amino acids. The record is from RefSeq and is a predicted model, not a curated record.
AUGGACAAUAAAAAUGAAAAUUUAGCAAACUGUGCUCUUGGUAGUCGUGUUGUUAUAAAUAUGUUACAAGUCGUUUUCUGUAAUGUACAUCUGCGUAACCGAGAAGAUCUGCACAUUUAUUUUGACAAUCUCUUCACUAGCCCGGAUCUUCUCGUUCAUUUGAAGAAAUAUGGAUUAGUUGCUACUGGUACAGUCAGAGCAAAUAGUGUCAAUAUCAAGAAUGCAAUCACAGAGAAAGAUGAAAGAGGAAAAUGGGAAGUGAAACACGAAAAGAAGAGUGGCAUAAAUUUUAUAACUGUGAUGGACUCCAAACCAGUUUCUCUAUUAUCCACUGCAGCUGGAGUAACGCCACUGGGAAAAGUAAAACGUCGCCAGAAAGGCAAGAAAGAAAAAAAAGAAUUAGAUUUUCCGAAUGCGUUUAUGCUGUAUAAUCAGUUAAUGGGAGGCGUUGAUUUACACGAUCAACGAUGCAAUUGA